AAAAACACGCGUUCAUUAACCCAGGAUGCGUGUCACUUAAUGCUGAAUCAUCAUAAAACAACCCACUGAAUUUCUUAAAAACCACUAGCUUCUGCCCAUGGUUUUUCCCAAAACCUCGGUCAUUAUCUCCAAUAUAUCAUAGCACUACCUCACAUCCAUUUUAUCAUUCUCACUCAAAAUACUUUCACUAAAGGAUGAGUUCCGGAAUCAGAGCUUGGAGUGUAGCUGUCAGCGUCGGUGUUGUGGAGGCCUUGAAAGACCAAGGCAUCUGUAGAUGGAACUAUGCUUUGAAAUCAGCUCAACAACAUGUUAAGAACAAUAUUAGAUCUUUCUCUCAGGCAAAUAAGCUUUCUUCUUCCAAUUCUUCUGCUAUCAUCUCUAAAAGACUAAAAGAUGAUAAGGCAAAACAGCCUGAGGAGUCUUUGAGGACGGUCAUGUACCUAAGCUGCUGGGGUCCCAGUUAAUUAAAUUCAUUCCAUAAGGGAAGGUCACGGUUGACAUUUCUUGGGGUUGUAUAGUUUUUUAAUGUUGAUCUGAAUUAAUAAUUAUUGAUAUUAAAUAUAUAUGUUUUAAUCUUUUUAAA
This is a messenger RNA of Lathyrus oleraceus (garden pea), 583 nucleotides long. RefSeq lists its product as uncharacterized. Lineage: Eukaryota; Viridiplantae; Streptophyta; Magnoliopsida; Fabales; Fabaceae. The record is from RefSeq and is a predicted model, not a curated record. The coding region runs from base 195 to 464 and encodes 89 amino acids. The transcript has a single exon.